Messenger RNA from Histoplasma capsulatum G186AR, 1693 nucleotides. Its product is annotated as MMP37-like protein. Gene Ontology annotation, cellular component: mitochondrion. The coding region runs from base 149 to 1693 and encodes 514 amino acids. Gene Ontology annotation, molecular function: phosphatidate cytidylyltransferase activity. Lineage: Eukaryota; Fungi; Ascomycota; Eurotiomycetes; Onygenales; Ajellomycetaceae. The record is from RefSeq and is a predicted model, not a curated record. The transcript has 2 exons. Gene Ontology annotation, biological process: cardiolipin biosynthetic process; CDP-diacylglycerol biosynthetic process.
CUCACCUGAAAAUACCAUAUUGGACUUGUCUUUUGCAGCUUAGUUCUACCUUGCUCUAUUUGACCGUGACUCACCGAAAUCGAAAGCCCAUGGUAGCUCUCGCUUGAACUGUUACAGCUCGUGCUGUCCCCCCCAUCGUCUCCCCAACAUGGCCGUAUCCCAUCUUCCGUUCCUCCUGAUACGGCCGCGACUUACAGCACCAUCCCGCCUCCACAUCUUCAUUCCACCCCUUUCGUCAGAUCAAUACAGCUAUAAAUGUUACCGACCUCUCUCCACAGAGUCGUCCCCCAGCCCACAUGAUCGCGAUAGCGGACCACUUCCUGGAUUCAAUACUGCUGCGCAUAAAGAUUUGAAUUCGCCAUCGAAUGUCGCUCCGGCCUCAUCAAAUUCCGGACAAUCCAUUCCACUGUCUGAGUCGGGCACUAAUUGGUAUGACAAUCCGGACUUCACAAUCUCGACAUUUUCGGAGCUACCUUCUAAAAACUUCGGAGUAAAUCAGCACAUGAUUAUCAACGAGGAGUUUAAAGAGGCACUACGACAGAUAUUGUGGCAGUUCAAAGCUCCAAUCCGAUAUGCAUUCGCAUACGGUUCAGGCGUAUUCCCGCAGUCCAACAGAUCUGCGACUCCAGCUGAAAGUUCCCAUCCGGCUGCUCCACAAGCCAUUCAAACAGGCCAAGGGAACAGCGGGAAGAUGAUUGAUUUUAUAUUUGGUGUCUCGUAUAGCCAGCAUUGGCAUGCCCUCAAUUUGAACCAGCAUCGCGACCACUAUUCUAGCCUAGGAUCGCUAGGGUCAUAUGUUGUCUCCCAGAUCCAAGAAAAAUGGGGAGCCGGCGUUUACUUCAAUCCUUAUGUUACUGUGAAUGGCACUCUUAUAAAAUAUGGGGUUGUUAACAUUGACACAUUGUGUAAAGAUCUUAGUGACUGGGACUCACUCUACCUCGCGGGACGGCUUCAGAAGCCGGUGAAAAUCCUCAGAGACCACCCAAAAGUCCGUCUUGCGAACCAAGUGAACCUUCUUUCAGCAGUCCGCGUGGCACUGCUUUUACUACCACCGAAAUUUACCGAACAGCAGCUGUAUAGCACCAUCGCGGGCAUUAGUUAUCUGGGUGACCCACGGAUGUCUUUUGCCUCGGAGGAUCCGCGUAAGGUCAAUAACAUUGUAACCUCGCAGAUGACCAACUUUCGACGUUUAUAUGCUCCCUUGAUCGAGACGUUGCCAAAUGUUGCUUUCAAUGACCCACAAUGCGCCCGCUUAGAUUGGGUGGAUAACCCGGAGGUAGACGCUUGGCUAGCUCAAGAUAUGGACCCGUUCAAACGAGGAAAUAUGGUUCGAAGACUUCCUCAGUCCUUCCGUGAGAAGCUGUACUUCCAAUUCCAGUCAAGAUACCAAAUUCCGAGAGUGGAAUUUGAGAAAAUGAUGGAGAAAAGCAACGACGAAGACCCCGAACGUGUCCAUCGUCGAGUAGGAGGCGUAUUCGAGCAAAGGAUUGCUGCUGACGAACACCUCAAGGACGAAGCAACUAAGUCCAUCAGGAAGACCAUAUCGUGGCCUAGUACAAACCAGAGCAUAAAGAGCUUAUUCACCGCCGGCCUCGGAAGAGGAUGGCGUUAUAUGAAAGAGAAACAACAAAAGUACGCCUCCGCCAAACAGGAGACGGAAGAAGCUACAGCCAGUCAUUCUAAAAAGGAGUGA